AAAGAGGGAUUACGAAAAUAGUGGAUGUAAUUAGUUUGUUAAUUACCACAUUUCUCUUUGCCGUUGAAUUGUGUCUCUUUUGUAGCUCAUAAAUAACGCCUCUUUCAUUCUUCCUACAAAUACGACCCCCAAUCACCUCUCUCCAGAAUCAUCUCUCUCUUUCUCUCUCUAGUUCUUCUGUAAAUCAAAGGAAAAAAGGAAACAAAGCCGCUGAAUUUCGAAGCAAUCAACAAAAGGAGAAAUGGCGGAUCAGUUGACCGACGACCAGAUCUCUGAGUUUAAGGAAGCUUUCAGCCUUUUCGACAAGGAUGGCGAUGGUUGCAUCACGACAAAGGAGCUCGGAACUGUGAUGAGAUCACUUGGGCAGAACCCCACCGAGGCUGAGCUUCAGGACAUGAUUAACGAGGUUGAUGCAGAUGGUAACGGAACAAUUGACUUCCCCGAGUUUUUGAACCUCAUGGCAAGGAAAAUGAAGGACACUGAUUCUGAGGAGGAACUAAAAGAGGCAUUCCGUGUGUUCGACAAGGACCAAAACGGUUUCAUUUCUGCUGCUGAGCUUCGCCAUGUCAUGACUAACCUAGGCGAGAAGCUUACCGAUGAAGAAGUCGAUGAAAUGAUCAGAGAAGCUGAUGUGGAUGGUGACGGUCAAAUCAACUACGAAGAGUUUGUUAAGGUUAUGAUGGCCAAGUGAUGCCUUAAAAAAAAAAAAACCCCACCUUUUAGUAAAAUCUAGAAAGAUCAAUAUUGGCAAAAAAAAAAAUGAUCUUUGAAAAAAAGAAAGUAAAUGAACAGGGUCGACUAGUGUAUCGGGUUUCUAGUUUCCUUUUUCAUCGUAUGAUUUUAUGGUUUUAAGUUCUUGAAUAUUGAAUGGUGGUGGCGUUGUCAUUGUUCCUCGAUUAUGUAUUUUUGUGACUCCUUAUUUGCACUACUUAAUAGUUUUUCGAGUAUUGUCGUUUUUUGCCUUGAUUAAUCAAGCUAAGCUUA
Molecule: messenger RNA, 984 nt
Organism: Erythranthe guttata (spotted monkey flower)
Lineage: Eukaryota; Viridiplantae; Streptophyta; Magnoliopsida; Lamiales; Phrymaceae
Product: calmodulin-7
Cellular component (GO): myosin II complex
Molecular function (GO): calcium ion binding
Source: RefSeq, a predicted model, not a curated record